Dermacentor silvarum is the source of this 3455-nucleotide messenger RNA. It is a transcript of the gene Hat1, whose product is annotated as histone acetyltransferase type B catalytic subunit. Gene Ontology annotation, cellular component: nucleus. Bases 26 to 1267 code for a protein of 413 amino acids. The record is from RefSeq and is a predicted model, not a curated record. The transcript has 11 exons. Gene Ontology annotation, biological process: subtelomeric heterochromatin formation. NCBI's taxonomy places the organism in Eukaryota, Metazoa, Arthropoda, Arachnida, Ixodida, Ixodidae. Gene Ontology annotation, molecular function: histone binding; histone H4 acetyltransferase activity.
ACGUGACUCGGCGGGAAAACAAGCAAUGAAAAUGGCGGGUGUCUCGUUAUCGAAAGAGGCCCUGGAGGCCUACGUCGUCAAUGCGAACGAUGUUGUGCACUUCAAGUUAGUUAUGACGACGGAUGACAUCGAAGAUGAUGACAUUGCCUUUCAUCCGGAGAUGUCUCAUCAAAUCUUCGGCGAGGGGGAAAGCAUCUUUGGCUACCGGGACUUGCAGGUCAAGCUGUACUACGGCUGCUGCUCACUCACUCCAUACCUUGGCAUGGCCUACACGGAAAAGAUUGAUCUGAAGAAGAGUGACGGUCUCAAGGCUGAUGAUGUGCUCAAAACCGUCUUGGAGAAAUUGCCCUCUGGUGUUCACACAAACAUCGAUGAGUUUGUGUCCCUACUUCCUAAAGAAACUACAUUCCGACCAUUUGGUGAACUACUUCAUUCUUUUAAAAUUGGAAAAGGUGGCCUGUCGCGUACAUUUGAGCUGUACUCGGCAUGCGUGACAACGCCUGGCUUUCUGGAUUAUCAUGCUCGCAUGCAGAGCUUCAUCCUGUGGUUCAUUGAUGCAGCUUCGUACAUCGACUCCGAUGACGAGAAGUGGGAGUACUUUGUCCUGCAUGAGAAAAGGGUUGUGGAUGGAGUCACGUGCUACCCCUUCGUUGGCUACGCAACGGUGUACAGAUACUAUGCUUAUCCGACCCACAUCAGGCCAAGGAUCAGUCAGAUGUUAGUCCUACCUCCAUACCAGAAGAUGGGCUUGGGUACAGAGUUGCUGCAAGGAGUAUAUAACUUUUACAGAGACCGAAGCGACGUGCUGGACAUCACAGGUAUGGAAGAUCCUUCGGAGGUUUUCACACGGCUCAGGGACUUUGUCGAUGCCAGGAACUGCCAGAAGCUUGCUUCAUUUGCGAAGGAACAUUUGCUCAAUGGUUUCUCUGAAGAUAUGUGGAAAGAAGCCCAGCAGAAACUGAAGGUUAACAAGAAGCAGGCACGGAGAGUAUAUGAGAUUCUUCGAUUACGAGCAACGAACACUGCGAAUGCCAGCCAGUAUAAAGCAUACCGCCUGGAAGUGAAGAACCGGCUAAACGCACCUUACCAGAAGCAAAAGACUGAUGUUGAGAAGCUGCAACGGACGAUGUCACCGGAGGAGUUCCGUGCCACGCUGCAGUGCCUGAAUGCCGAAAACCGCAUCGAGCAGCUUGAGAGUCAGUACAGGGAUUUGGAGAUGGAGUAUAGGCGCACCAUCGAGCGCCUGGCGGUGGCUCCGAGGAGCUGAUGUGGCUGCGGUGCCACUGCAACUGUGUGCGCUGUUCAUCCUACGUUUGGUGCGUGUGUGUUUGCUUGCUUGGUCCAUGUUCCGCAUGUUGUUCCACUUGAGGGGUGACUGCACACCGUGUGCCACUGUUAUUUGAGACAACACUGUCUUAGUUGCACUGACAUUUCUGAAGUGGAGUUUUUUUUUUAGAUCUGACUUGAGGGGAAGCCUCUAUUGAGAAUUUUGCAGUGCUCGGUGUCGAAUAAUCCGGUUCCAGUGAGGAUUGUUGCAACCUAAAUGACAAAGAGUGUCAUGUGCUUGGGGGCAGAUCUUUUGUUCAGGCCAUUGGAUUUCGCCCAAGCGGAGUCUUCCUCUUAAGACUGUCAGACAUUGAUGUGAAUGGAAGUCAUCUGUUAAUGUACCGGUUGUGGAUAUAUGUCCGCUUAUUGUUGCAAGAAAUUUCUAGGAGCGCAAAAGUUGUUGAUGCAUCUCGUUCUAAUUCAGUCCACUAAGACUGUUGUCAAUGCCUAAAACAAAAAUGAGCGUGCUCCUAGGGUUUGCAUGCUAGGUUCCUCACACAGUGAGGAUUGCCUGCAUCUGGUGAAGGGCUCACGCCAAGGUUGACCACCUUGCAGAGUUUCAUAAGAAAGAUUAUUAAAGGAAAAUUCGGCACAAGCACGAACUGCCAGAAUGCAGAUCUGGCCAGCAUGAGAAUGAUUGAUUAGAGUAGCAUGUGGACUUGCAUUAACUUUCUCCCUCUGGUUUUGAUUGUACUUGCAGCCUUUGAUACCCUCUGAUUCCUGAGAUUAUUCGGAAAAAGUAGUAGAACAGACGGCAAAAAUGUAUGGAGGACAGGUGCUGCUUUUUCGUCAUCUGCUCCGUUUGCGCUCUCAUGAACAUGUCCCCCAAUUGGUCCGGUAUUUUAACCGGCUACGAUUCCUGAGGUUACUUUGCCAUUGUAACUUCAUGCAUGGAAAAUGACCAAAUGAGGCAAAGUGGUUAGCCUUAUUCAGUCUCCAACUGCUGCUACCCAACUGUUUUCAGAACAUUACGAACUGUUUUCAGAACAUUACAGAGUUAAAAAUUAUUUCUUGGAGAAUAUCAGAAUUUACUCAUUGUGGGUGGUGCCCUAAACCUCAACACUCUCAAGUGUUGUAGUUUAUUAAUUGAUUUGGAAUCACAAACUCAAGCAAAUUUUAUGUAUGUGGAACACUUAGCUCGCCUUAAAAAAAAAAGUUUAAAAGCAACCACACAGCACAGUUGUACCCUUAACACAAUAAAGGAAGCUUGCUUUGUGCUUUCAGUGAAGCCAUGCAAAAUUAUAGAAACAUCUGCACACUGCUACCCUCGAUUCCCAAAUUGGUCAAAUGCUGUUUUUUUUUAUUCUAUACUGUAGGGCACAGAAAAGAAACAGCUGACGAUUAGCCCAGUCUUUAAUCCCUUGGGAUGGCACGUGUGAUUGCCAAUGUUGGCCCAGCAUUUGGUCUCGCUUACAGUGUUAUUUGGGAUGGCGCAUGUUGUCAACAACCAUCAGUUCGAUUAUAUGACAUAAGUCCUAAGCUGGACAAUGUUGGUCCAACAUUGGUCUUACUGACAUUGUUAUUUGGGAUGGCAUGAAUGAUUCCAGUGCUGAAUUUUCCUGUAGUAAACUUGCCAUAAAACUCUGAAAUAUCUUGACAUGGGAAGUCUUGCUUUAAAAUAAAUUAAUAUAAAAACACUACGCAAAUUCAAUGUAUGCCAUCAUUCUUUGCUAAGAAUUUGACUAGUUAAAAGAGGGCUAUAGAAAGCUAAUGUGUUCUAUCUUUUCGCCAGUGUAGUGCAUGAAGUUCUUUCAGUAUUAGUGGCUCAUGCAGUAUUGUCUAUCUUUUUUUUUCCAUGGCUGAAACAAAAACAGAAAGUUGUGCUCAUCACUAUGCGGUAACUUGUACAUUUGUCACAGUCAACUAGUGUGAAAGAGUGGGUGAAAACAAUCAUCAUCUUGUAUGACCAUGUAGCCUGAAUACGCAUGGCCCAGCAGAGUCUAAAUGAUUAUUAAGACUCUGCUAUGGUGUUGCGGGCUGAUUACCUAUAAGCCUUAACACAUUAAUGAUUUGUGCUACAUUACUUGCGGGUUAUUUCUAUGCGCAGUUGUAAUUUUGUUUUACUGCACAUCUUUUGUUCAAUUUGUUCUGUUUGUGGUAAUAAAAUUUCCUUGUACUAUCCAAAGAAA